Daldinia decipiens is the source of this 869-nucleotide messenger RNA. RefSeq names its product DASH complex subunit Dam1-domain-containing protein. Bases 216 to 842 code for a protein of 208 amino acids. The record is from RefSeq and is a predicted model, not a curated record. Lineage: Eukaryota; Fungi; Ascomycota; Sordariomycetes; Xylariales; Hypoxylaceae. Gene Ontology annotation, cellular component: mitotic spindle pole body; mitotic spindle polar microtubule; DASH complex. Gene Ontology annotation, biological process: mitotic sister chromatid biorientation. The transcript is spliced from 5 exons.
CCGCUGCGCAUCAGCUCUUCCGUCCCUUCCUUUCUCGAUAUUAGCACGUGUCCAAUACCUUGAACCUUAGGCGUUGACCCCACCAUAUCUUGAGCACCCUAGCAGCCUUAAUUCGCUAUUGCCAAGCAUUGAAUUCUAUCGAAGGGGGCAGUUACCUUUUUCUAAGUAACGAUUCAAAUACCCACAUCAUCGUAUUUUCAGCCAACUCAAACACCAUGUCGGCAAACGAAGGCCACGAUAGCGUGCGACGACCGCGCUCCACGUCGCGCUCGCGUCCGACAACUCCUCUCCGCCCCUCCUCCCGUUCCUCGUUCCGCGAGUCCGCUCAGCGCAGCGUCCAAGGCGGCGAACCCUUCCCGCUGAACGCCUUCGAACCCGCAUUCGCCGAGUUCUCUGAUGCUAUGGCCGACCUAGAGGCGAACAUGAUGCACUUCCAGCUGAUGCACGAAAGCCUCUCACGAUUCAGCGAGAGCUUCGCGAGCUUCAUGUACGGACUGAACAUGAAUGCUUUCUGCGUCGACUUUGCCGAGGGACCGAUCCCCGAGUCAUUCCGCAGAGCGAGGGUUAGAGAGGAGCAAUCACCGGCACCAGUCCGAUCUCGAAGCACAGAGCGUGGAGGCGAAUUCGAUGGGGAGACGACAUUCAUGACUACGGACACCUCCUUCGUAGAGAACCCACCGACAGUCUCCAAGCCGACUCCUAAGAAGUUUGCGACGUCGGAUGCUCGUCAGUCUCGUGUCCCCCCUCCCUCGAGAGGCGGCACCCAGUCUAGAGGUAGAGGCGGAACGGGACGAGGUCGAACAAGUGGUCUCGUUAGACCGAGAGCUCGUGGCUUGAAAUGAGCGAAGUCGAUAACUUAUCAGACUCUC